Messenger RNA from Rhinichthys klamathensis goyatoka, 722 nucleotides. RefSeq names its product disks large homolog 5-like. The transcript has 2 exons. The record is from RefSeq and is a predicted model, not a curated record. Gene Ontology annotation, biological process: regulation of apoptotic process. Lineage: Eukaryota; Metazoa; Chordata; Actinopteri; Cypriniformes; Leuciscidae. The coding region runs from base 378 to 722 and encodes 114 amino acids.
GCUAGGCUUUGAUUGGCAGAUGAUAGCAGCUGCGGAGUUGUGGAGUCAUGGCGGAGCUCCGCCGCACCUCUGAUCAUUGGAGUUACGGCGAGAAUUUGUGAUAAACUGUCAAACUUUCUAACAAAUUUAAAAUGAUCGAAAGCGAGUUAAAGUUACGAGCGCCGUCAGACCACCGUCAAUCGAUUUGAAACCGAGACCUGGCAAAGAUGUGAGACUCUCCGGAGCCGAAGAAGAAGAAGGAAAAAAACCGUUGGAGUCUCUCCUAAAGUCGCAAAUAUGGCUUCUUGCUUCUUUCAAUCUCACACAAAAAACUCUUUAACAGGAGCGUCGUUGUUUUCAGCGCUUAGUGUCGUUCUGUAGCGGGCGGACCGGGUGUGAUGGAUCCCAAGCACAAAGAGUUGUUAGAGCAAUGCCAGGAAAAGUUGUCGGAGUCCGUCACAGAUGUGGACCGGGUUCUGGAGCUGCUGGCCCAGUCAGGGAGUCUGAGCCCGGCCGAGCGAGCGGAGCUCGACAGAAACUGCUCCAGCUCCGCCGAGAAGGUCCAUCUGCUCCUCAAGACUCUGGUGGAGAAGAAGGAGAGGGAUCAUUUCCAGGAGUUCUGCUGGGCUCUGGAGAAAACCCACCCGGUGCUGCUCAGCGCUCUGCUGCCUGCGAACAACAACACGGGUGUGUCUCAAAGUAGUAAGCUCCUGCACGAUGAGUUCCAGCGCACAGAAACUUGA